Molecule: messenger RNA, 3755 nt
Organism: Diatraea saccharalis (sugarcane borer)
Lineage: Eukaryota; Metazoa; Arthropoda; Insecta; Lepidoptera; Crambidae
Source: the annotation of a GenBank genome assembly
AGUUUCGCGCGGGCAGGUGCGCGAGCCGAGGUCGGACAUGCGGACCCCCUGACCAGAUGUGACCCGCGGCCAUGGAGCGCCGCCGCCGCGCUGCCCGCCUCGACGCGCCCGACCCCAUGACGAAGGUGGCGCGCCGCCGCGAGAAGCCGCGCGAGCGCUGGCUCCUCACUCGAAAGACAUGGAAGUACAUGUCGGAUGCCGGCCGCCGGCUCAUUCCAGACGGUGCACAGAAUAGAUUGGAGGAUGUACCGCGCAUCGAGGCUUAUUUUCAGGAUGUGUGCGCCAAAGAGCCUCGGUUCUUACUUUGGCGAAAAAGCUCGUACCCGGGGGCGUUACCGCGACCGCGUCGCAAAAAGCGACCUCGCGGUGGCUCGGUGCGAGCUCGUUCGCCGUCUGAUGACGUGCUCCCAGCGCCGACUCGCCCCACGGAGCUCUUUAUCCCGCACACCUCCGGCGGUCGGUUUGACAUAGCGAAGCUUCGCCGCGAUUUCUUUGCGGCUCCACCGUCAGCCCCAUCUGGUUCUGGUUUCCAACCUGGAUCUAGUGGGACAUCCGGCGUAAGAUUUCAUGUUGGGUCGAGCAGUUCUUUGCGAGAUGCCAAUCACAAAGAACCUACAGAGGAAGACGAUGACAGUAGUCUAGUAGAUUUAUUGCGCAAGUACCUGAAAUUAGAAGAGAAUACGGGAGUUGCGAAGGUUUCGGACUCUGAGGAAUUAGUGCGUGUUUUGCGGAGGUAUCUAAAAAGGCAGGCAGAUACCGUACCCACAGACUCCGAUGGAGACCCGACUCAGCGUACUCUACUAGAAAAUCUCGGGCGAUACUACUGUCGCUCGCCAAACAGGGAUCAUAUAGUGCAGGACUUAUUAACUGACAGAAAUUUAUUAAAAAGACUAUAUCAUGACCUUCGUAAAACUAAACCUUAUCGCGGCGGUAGAAGCGGUGGUGGUGGUAGUGGUUUUGGACCUAGUGGCCUUAUGUCAGUACCAAACUCUAACGCCAGAGGUUUUCCGUGUAGACUCAAUAGUGUGCCCCGUGCUAGCGAUGGCGAUGAUUCUAUCCGAUCACCACCGAUGUCACCCCCGCCUCUCAUCGAAGUAUACGGGGAAUCUAUGGAAGAUAAGUUGAUAGACAGUGGAACGCAAACGGUACCGAUUCCAGAGGAAGUGUUAUUAGAAAUCGAGAGAGCGUAUCGGGAAAAGUUAGAAGCAGCUACUUCACCUACGAGCCCAACAAGCCCGCCACCUGAACGUAAGCCAGCAAGACGGCGAUCUAGCGUGGAUCACGAUGACGUAUCUCAAUCCGUAAGCGACACCAUAAAACGGUAUCUUCGAAUGGCUCGCAAGAAAAGUGUAGAUGCGGAUAAAGCUGAUCGCUUUAAGCGGAUCAACUACGACAAGAACUUGAGGAAUAUAAAGCCUCGGAUGCCUGGGGAGGUGGACGACGAUGGACCGCACAAAGGUUGUCAGACAGAAGAGGGUUGGAUUCUAACAUAUAGGGACUUACAAUUUGCAUCAGUAGCGUCGACGCCGACGUCUCCACCGUCGUCGAUGUCUCCUUCCACGUCACACUCGUUCCUCUCAACGAUACUAGGGCGAAGUGCUCCAGCUGUGUCACCUGCUUCAGGUGGCAUGCAGAAGUCGCGGUCUUCUAGCAGCGUAGUGCAAAGCGUCAGCAAGCGGCUCUGGCGCACGAGGAGCCGCAGCUCUAGUCGCGCAGCCUCCACCUGGACGCCUCAGGGCAGUUGUCGCUGGACAGAUGGCAGCGGGCGCUGCGUGCGGCUGACGGACACUUCGCUGUUGACCCUCAGCGAGGUGGAGCGGCGGGCGCUGCAGCAGGCGGCGCUGGCGAGGCUGCAACAGAUCAACCUCGGCACAACUAUAAAGAUUCCAGAAGAAAAUGCGGUAGCACCAUCAACGAAGCCCAAGCGAAGAGCGUAUCUCCUAAAGAGGAAGGCCCUUACCACAGGCUUCUUCGAUCAAAGCAGGACCAAAGAAGACAAGGAUAAAGACUCGCAUACGGGCAGUGUGUUUGGUGUUCCUUUGGCGCAGUGUGUGGAGACAGAAAGGGCUCUCCGGCGGCAGCAGCACGGCGGUUCCAGGGCAUCAUUAGCUUCUCUUGGAGCGAUCGAGAAAGGAGACGAUAGCGAGUCCUGCGACUCCGGUGAGUGGGGAUGGGCAGGACUUGAAGAGGCGGGCGGGGGAGGACCAAAAGUCCCUGGUCUGGUGUCCGCUUGUCUCGCGCACCUGCGCCGGCACGGCCUUCACACACUGGGACUCUUCAGAGUGUCCGCCUCGAAGAAGAGGGUGCGACAGCUCCGCGAAGAAUGGGAGAGGGGUCAGGAGGCUGCUUUAGAUGCGGCCGUGUGUCCCCACGAUGUCGCUACCUUGCUGAAAGAAUUCCUUCGGGAUUUACCAGACCCGCUACUAUGCAGGGACUUAUAUAAUGCCUUUCUCAAUACACAAAAACUCCGCAACCGGCGACUACAGUGGGAAGCUUUACGAUUAAUCGUACAGCUUCUCCCGGCUGCGCAUCGGGAUACGCUCCAUGCUCUCCUGUCUUUCCUGUCGCAACUCGCAGCUCACGCAGAAGACGAGCAUCAGCCAGGAAACAAGAUGGAUGCUGCGAAUCUAGCAACAGUCUUCGCACCAAACAUACUUCAUAAGAACAAGCCCAACGAAACUGCCAGUGCGGAGCAGCUGUCAGAGAGGGCUGACGUCAUCAACGUGGUAAGGCAACUUGUGGAGAGGCAAGCAGAGUUAUGGACUCUGCCCGGGGAGAUGUUACAUGAAGCUUACAUACAAAUGGCCCACACUGCGCCUGCGCAUCUAGACUCACUUCUGCUACGGAGGGCUGAAUGCGCACAGGAGUCGAGCGCUGGUGGUGGUGUGGCGGGGGUGGUGAGCGGUCCGGGCGGGGGGGUGGUGGCAGCCGCGGGCGCGGGGGAGGUGCCGCGCCGCGUAUGGCCGCGCGAGGCGUGCACACACACCGCCGCCGCCACUGGAGGACCUGACGUCAGACACAGUGAUAAGUCUUAUUCACGCAGCAGAAGAACGAGGGAAACAGCCUCUGACACUUCAUCUGGGUCUCUGUCUUCCACCAUCACUACUGUCGUCACAAGCAGCAAAGUACGGAGCAGCGAGGAGGGCGCGAGCAGCGGUAUAGGAGGAAAUACAGCUCGAGACUCCGCACCUGACUCCAACGACUCCGCCAGCGACUACAACGAGACGCUAGGCGGGUCGGAUGAGGACAGUUGCGUUAUAACCGCGUCGCUGCACAUCCCGGCGGCAGUGGCGCGGCCGGCGGCUCCGCCACGCCGCCGCUCGACAUCGGGCUCGGAGUCGUCAGCGCGGCGCGACUCCGCCGUUGGCUCCUCGCCCGCAUCCCCCGCGCCCUCCACGCCGCCCGCCUCCCCGCCGCCCCCGCACACCCGCGCGCCUGACAUCGACCGUAUACUAGCCCUUGGCCGGGAACGUAAUACAUCAGACGCUCGGGCAGUCGUAUUGAGACAGCACGACGAAAGUACCAACAUAAGAACCAGAAUCUCAUCCCGCCACGAACACGGUACCAGAAGGGAAGAGCUCACCCUCAGGAGAGACGAUCAGAGCUCCAGAAGAGAAGACUUGUCCGUCAGGAGAGAAGAGAGGAGAGAAGGCACCACUCUCUACAAGAGAGGAGAAUUAAUCUCUAGUGCACGAUCACCGCCCACAUGAGAGAAUUAUAUAUACGUGCUUUUAUACAUAAACGUCUAUUUAUCA